AUGUCUACUGUGAAUGUUUUAAGAUACUCCGCACUUGGUUUAGGUUUGUUCUUUGGUUUGAAGAACGAUCUGUCAUUUAAGACUGCAGCUUCGAAGAAGGAGGAACAAAAUGCCUUUGAUGCCAAAAUGAAACUCGUGGAGGAGGCUAAGGCUGAGUAUGCUAAAUUGCAAGCACCUGUACAAAAGAAGGCCGAAGUGGGUUCUACUAAGGAGGUCAAUUUCGAAGAUCCAAAUGUGGAUUUUGCAGCUGUCAUUUUGCAAGCUGUUGACUCCAUAAAGAGCUAG
This is a messenger RNA of Torulaspora delbrueckii, 285 nucleotides long. RefSeq names its product F1F0 ATP synthase subunit e (gene TIM11). The coding region runs from base 1 to 285 and encodes 94 amino acids. NCBI's taxonomy places the organism in Eukaryota, Fungi, Ascomycota, Saccharomycetes, Saccharomycetales, Saccharomycetaceae. The record is from RefSeq and is a predicted model, not a curated record. Gene Ontology annotation, molecular function: proton transmembrane transporter activity. Gene Ontology annotation, biological process: proton motive force-driven ATP synthesis. The transcript has a single exon.